AUGAAACUCUUUGCUGAGCUGGAAAUUAAAAGGAAGGAGAGAGAAGCCAAAGAGAUGCAUGAAAGGAAGCGACAAAGGGAAGAAGAAAUUGAAGCUCAAGAAAAAGCCAAGCGUGAAAGGGAGUGGCAGAAAAACUUCGAGGAAAGUCGAGAUGGUCGUGUGGACAGCUGGCGGAACUUCCAAGCAAAUACAAAGGGGAAGAAAGAGGAGAAAGAUCGGACCUUCCUGAGACCACCAAGAGUAAAAAUGGAGCAGCGAGAGUGA
This is a messenger RNA of Pipistrellus nathusii (Nathusius's pipistrelle), 264 nucleotides long. The record is from the annotation of a GenBank genome assembly. Lineage: Eukaryota; Metazoa; Chordata; Mammalia; Chiroptera; Vespertilionidae.